Drosophila melanogaster (fruit fly) is the source of this 5627-nucleotide messenger RNA. RefSeq lists its product as uncharacterized. The record is from RefSeq and is marked reviewed. The transcript is spliced from 12 exons. Bases 636 to 3971 code for a protein of 1111 amino acids. NCBI's taxonomy places the organism in Eukaryota, Metazoa, Arthropoda, Insecta, Diptera, Drosophilidae.
UUGCUUUCGUGUUGUCGGAAAGUCGGUGAUAAGUAGGUUCUCUGGUCUCUGGCAUGGGCAUUUUCAUGUGUGUUUGAGAUAAAAGCCCAUUGCGAAAUUAGAAUAUUCUCGGACAUAACCGUUCAAAGCCGAUGGUACCGUGCUUUAAGUGUCGCCGCGGCGUCUGCCAUUCGUGGACCCCCUGCCCUCUUCGCUUUGAGUUUUCUAUUAUUAGCAGCUUUUCGCUUCGAAAGACUUCUGUUUGACCAUUUUGUGAGCCGACAGCAGAAGCUUCCGAACAACUCCAGGCAGUCGAAAAAGUCGGUUCGCCUUGUCGGCAGUUAGUGCAUGUGUCUGCAUUUGAAAAAAUCGAUGCCAGACUGCAGAAACUUCAUUGAGAACGAAAAGGAGUGAGAAGAUGAAAGCCAACAGCAGAAAACCUUAAGAUGACGAAUUUAAGGACCUAGAAAUAAAACUGCGAGGAAGGUCGAGCAAAACCUCCAAUCACUUUCACUCAUUGCAUACAUGAACAUUAAAACUGCCGCCGAUAAAGCAGCGUCGCUGACUGGGAAAUUGUAGUUAUCAAAAUAUCCGACAUCAACAAAGAAACCACUGCCGACGAGCUCUACCGCCGAUGGUUUAAUGAACAUCCCAUAAUGGCAGCGGCACAUGAAUCGCCUAAAGCACGCGAUUCGACCAACGUCGAGACUGAGCGGACGUUUCAGCUGGAGGCAGGGCAAUCCUAUGACACAAUGGCAGAAUCUCAUCGCGCAUUCCAUUCCCUGGAAUUGGAGGCGGGAGCGGAGGUAGCCGUAGAUGCCGCUGUUGAAGCUGACUCAAAAAGACAAAACGAUAAUCAACUGCAGUCGUUGGAACCCAUUUCCUUGGAUGACAUACCCGAACCAAUAAAAGUCCUCGACGAGAUUAUUUCCGAAUUUGAGGAGGCAGCAACGAAACCAGUGGCCUUGAACUGCAAUAGUGGCGAGAAUCAGUCCGAGGACGAUGGCUACAUGAGCCUAAGUCGCAAGAACAUGUCCAAAAAGGAUUCCGAAGAUGUGCCCCAAACACCCAGCACAGACACUGUGCCAGAGGGAAGCUUCAACGAAGUGGAUGGUACGGCUGAGAAUCUAACUAAAUUAUCUGAGGUUGUACACGGACAGGAAACUACAUCGCCUCUCAUUCAGACAACGCUGCCAAAGGCUAGAGGAUCUAGCUCAACUCCUGCCGUAAGCUCAAACUACUCUAGUUUACCGUGCUGUGGUGUCAGGGCUUCGAAUUUGGGUGGAGUUUCUGCUGCCAAUUCAUCAAGUGGAUUGUCAGCCAUCCGGCAUCCAGGCAGCUGCAACGGGGGUCGCAACGCACUGGGCAUCGACAUUAGCGCUGUUCAUAACGCUGUUCUGCGUGGUAAUUUGGCGAAGCUGCCGGAACCAUUCGUCAACGAACAUCCAGUGACGAUAUACCCAGGUCCCUCUUCUAAGACAGCCGUGGGGGAGGGAGCUCGCUGCAAGCGACUACUCAGCUCUGUCGAAAAGCACAAGGAAGUGUGCCACAUGCUAAAUCCACUAUCCAGCGGCUCAAACUCUUCGUCCGGGGAGGCUUCGCCUGCUGCGUCUCACGUCAAUGUGGCGAAAUCAAAAGCUGCUGCCAGGGAUGACGAAUAUUCGGAAGAUUCGCUGGAGGAGUCAACCAUCUCUACUGAACUUACACCCGUUAAACAGAACGGAGUCGCCUGGGAGAUUCACUUUAGAAACAGCAAGAAGAAAUCCAGUGGCUUCAAAAAUACGUCUGCAUCUAAAACGGUGCGAUCGUUAAUAGUUUUUAACAUCGUUAAGAAAAGCAACAAUUUAGACGACAGUUUCAUGUACAACGAAAGAAGCAUGCUGGGCAAAGGGACUUUUAUUAUCCGUCGCUCCACAGCCAAAAAACCGCCUCGUGUCACAGAUGUAUUUUGUAUACCAAAGCCACCACGUUCCUCGUUGGCCGAGGGAGUCGGGCCAGAGACCAAAGUUGGAGCCGGGGCGAUCAGUAAUGAGUUCUACACAAGCGAUAGCGAGCAAAGCGAUGCCACACCCCUACCACCACCGCUGCCACCAGCUUCACCUGACAUAAACUUCGUGUACAAGGAGUGUGAGGCUAAUGUGGAGCAUACACGCCGGGGAUUGGAGAUGGUCGUCGCACACCGAGCGAUCUUAUCUCUUGAUAUCGAGGCACCAGAACAACUUGGCUAUUGCAAGCCUGUGAAGAGUAAGACGGCGAUGCUAACAGAAAAGCGCCUGAGUGCCGAGUCCAUGCCGGACAACACAUCCAGCAGCGAAGAGUUCGAAGAGGCUCGUCUGAACGGAAUCGGCAGCUACGAGUUGUAUGGUUACAACGGUAACGAUCAGCGAGCUUCCAAUGCCACCACUCCGCAUACAGAUUUGGCCCCAACUCUGGAGGAGGACGAAGAACUUUCAGAUUUAAGCUAUGGGUGUGCUCCACUGAUGCAAAUAGAGCAUAACAUCAGUGCUUUGUUGCGUGGAGACCUUCCAAUUAUCGGCCAACCGGCUGAGAGGAAAGGAGGUGGGCUUACUGGUGCCGCAACGACAGCUGCCGAGCAGCAUGCAAAGCGGGUGCUAGAAUUUCGACAUGGCGUUCACAAGUCUGAAAGCGCCAAGGAGAUGCUGCUGUCACAGAUGCCCAGUUUGGGCCCACUGCCACCAUCGCCGCCGAAUUCCAACCCGGAUUUAUUUGACUACAAUGCCCCUCUUCCACCGUCACCGGUGGAGCCGCGAAAGCAGCUAGAGCUCCCUGUAGUGCCGAAUGCCCCUCCCGCGAAUCGGGGCACUACCGUAGUGGAGGUGCAUGCCACCGCCUCUGGUACGGCGGUGCACAGUAGCAACAGCCACACUCGCCGCAGUCGGGACAAUAUCGCCUCUGUGCGUCACUUUACCGACGAGCUGCCACCGCCUCCAGCGCCUUCCCACCAAUCGGCCAGCUUCUUAGAGGGCAACGGCGGACCACCUACGGUCCCCCCACAUCGAGUGACUGGAGGUCAUUCGGCUAAUACAAUGAAAUCCUGGAGUAUCGACUCGCAAUACCGCAAGAAAUCGCCAAAGCUAUUUGGUCAUUAUAGCAGCGGUGGCAGUGGGAUAACCACACCCACUGGUCUGGGACCGAUUGCUCCACUGCCCCCUCCACAUUUCGACGGAAUGGCAGGUGGAUCUGGGUCCUACCAUCGUCGUUAUAUUAACUAUGGCACCAAGCGCAGCCUAAAGCAGUCGCCGCGCGAAGAGCAUCGCCUGCAAACCUCAUGUAGUCUUCCUGAAACGCCAAUUUUUGCCAGAGGCUGUGACAUACCACGUACCCCAUAUCGACGCCAAAAUGAGCCCCUGCCUGUGGUCAGUGGCUCCCGCACAGCGCCCAGAUCGAGCACAUCGAACAGCAUCAACAUGGGCGCUUCAAUUUUGGGGAUCGGAGGUGGUAACUAUGGUACAGCCCAAAUUUGCCGUCAGCGCUCAAUAAAUCAUGCCUUGGCCUCCAACGAAAUGCUUCGCAUGACCGGGGCCCCGGCUCGAGGAUGGUAUCCCAAGCAACGGGGAAUGCGACCCGUCUCCACCGAGAACAUAGAUCGAAUGGCUUCCAUGCGGGUGUGGGACAAUCCGACGGUCAUGUCGGGCACCGGACAAUCUCGUAAGCCUUUAACACUGCCACCAAAUCUUACACCUUCCUUCUUGAAUAAAUCACCCCGCGAGGCUCUACGGCGUGUUACUAGUUUGCUGAUAACCAAAAAAAAAAACAGCAAAGAUCGAAAACAUAAGGCGUACUGCGAUCAGCUUAUGGAUGAUAGCAACAGCAAGCAUGUCUAUGAAUUUGAAUCGGGAUCCACCACGCGAAAGGAUACCAAUCGCAAAGACAAUGGAGCCUCGGGGGCGACCACGAAUAACAAACCUAAAAAAAAGGGGCUUUUUAAAUCUCUUUGGAAACGCUCCAAAACGGUCUCUUUAGAUCAGUAAAAAUCCCCUCUUGGAUAUACCCCUUGUUUUAUAUACACAUACAUAUGUGUAUAGUAGCAUCGAAAAUUAUAAUAACCGUGCAUUAACUUCUAUCGGGUCGAAACCUGCCAGUUCAUCUUUGCACUCACCUAGUCACUCACCUGCUCAUUCGAUCAGCAAAGCGCUUGUGUUCGUUCGCCUUGAAAAAAUACAUAAAAUUUCGUAUUGGUCAUACAGUAAGAAGACAAUUGGAAAAUUCAAAUGCACAAAAGCCGUGAAUCGUAAAGACUGACAAUGAAAAAAACGCUAAGAAAGAUAAAAUUAAAUUUAAAAAAUGGCAAAAUAAAUAAAAUGAACCUAACAAAUACAAACAAGAUUUCACUCCUACAAGUCAAAGAAAAUAAAGUGUAAAGUGAAUGUGCGGUCAACACUCAUCUUUUAAAAUACUAUUAAAGCAAUUACUGUAGUUAUAUGACCAAUGAUCGAAUAACCAAAAUCUAACCGAAUACACGCAGCAUUGUGGCGCAACAAGAAAUUUAAAAGCACUGAAUUAGUUUAAAUCUGUAUACAUACUCGUAUAUGUAUGAGGAAUAUAUAUAAAUAUAUAUAUUAUAUAUAUAUAUUAUAUUAUAUAUUAUUAUAUAUAUUAUAUAUUAUAUAUUAUAUAUUAUAUAUUAUAUAUUAUAUAUGUAUAUAUAUAUAUAUAUAUAAUAUAUAUAGUUUGGACUACGACUAAACCGUUUAGGGUUCUAGGCAAGAACACUUUAUUUCUUACAUCAAUUUAAAGUUGUGCAAGGUAUUUAAAGGAGCUAGAAACGGGCAAUAAAAUGAGAUAUUUUUUUUAUCUCAUGUAAAUUAUUAAUCGAACAUCUGCCACGCCCCAGAGUGCAACACAGGAAAAUCAAGUUGAGAUUAUAAAAAAAUUCUUAAAACUGAUACGUAUAGAAUUUCCAAAAACUGAAACAGAAUGAAGUUAAACCCUCCACAUUUUAACGAAUGUUUGAUAAUAAAAACAAGAUCGAGAGUAAUUUAAUACAUAAAAACUUUAAACUUAUAAAAUGCUCAAGACGAUUUUACCAGAGAAAGCUUUUCUCAAAUUUUGAGCAAAAAUGAAGUUGAGUGGUUGGAAAGGAAAAUUGCAAUAUGUAAACGUUUACUAGUCAUUAAAUAUAAAAAAUGAACCAUAAAAAAUGUAUAAGAAAGAUAACAUAUUUUUUAUUAACACUCAGUGGAUGCCAAAAACAUAAAUAUUGGAAUCAUUUUAUCAGCGGGAGCUGUGGCACUCAAAAACAAGAUAAAAUUAUUAUUAACGAAUUGUAUUACAGUUACAGCUAUUACAUCCAAAAUGCUUUUAAGUCGUUGAAGGCAGUUGUUUUCAGGGUAUGGCCAUGGAUUCAGAAGCGUUAAAAAGAUUUUUAUGGGACCGCUUUUUUUAUCGCGAAACAAAUUACAAUCAUGUUCUACCGAAUUUAUCAAAACAAAUUAAUGUUAUCAGCGACUUAAAAGUAUUUUUUAUUUAUUCCGUUCAAUGAACUAGUGUUAUUUGAUAUAGGAAGUUAAUAAUUUUUAUAAUUAACUAUUAAGUUACAUAUACAUAUUUGUAAAAUUAAUUAAUUUACCAUUAUGAUAUAUAUUUUUUAGAAAAGUAGCACAAAAGAAAUAAAAAUGACUAAAAAC